GGAGCGCGGUGGUUCAAUUUUACGGAUUUUCAGCUGUUUUUGCUACAACUUUUUUCCUCCGUACUGCUGGCCUUGUUGGUGCUGAUCGCAUUAUCCUGGCGCAAGUACGGCAACCGAAUAACGAACCGUUUCAUCCGACCGAGCACUGCUAAGGAGAUUGAGGAGCUGAAGCUUUCGGUGGCUCGAUUGAACCUGCCCAAGGAGCAUACGCCGAGGAUCUAACGAAACAACGACGACAAACGAUGGCACCGAGUAAGAUAAAGAACUUUUUCCUGAAAAAGAAAGCCGAAGCGAAGCUAAAGCUCGGCGUUGCCGGUCCCGGAAGGAAGCUCAAUUCGGAAGCACCACCACCAUCGAAGGCCAGCUCGUCGAAGCAGAAGGACGUGUAUAUUCCACCGAAACGGAACGAACUGUCGGCCGAAGCGAAAGCUGCUGCAAAUGCCGCACUGGCACGCUUCGAAGGAAAGGACAAGAAGGAGUUCAACACCUCCCUAGCAGCCAUCCGCGCACAGGUCCGCAAAGAGCUGGAAGCGGAAAGGAAAGCCAAAGAAACGGACCAUACAUCGGAGCAGGAAACACCCGAGCCGGAUACUGCUGCCCAGGAGGCACGCAGUGAUUAUGCGGUUCGGGGUGUAUUUUUCCGCUGCCCAAUGAUAGGGGAUGAAAUUUUACCGUACAAGGAAUGGAAAGGCAAAAUUAAAGAAUUUCUCUACGAGCAGCUGGCAGCCGAUAGGGGUCUUACGGCCUGUCUGAUCAUCUACAACUGCAAUCCCAAAGAUAAGGCCGAGGUGUGCAUCGAAACGCUAACCAAAUGUAUCGAAAACAUCGUAAAUAACCCGAACGAGGAGAAGUACAAGAAGUUACGCAUGAGCAACCGUAUGUUUUGCGACAAGAUUAAGGUGUGCGAAGGUUCGCUCGAUUUUCUCCGUGCGGCCGGGUUUGCCGAGAUCGAGCUGGACAAUGAACCGCACCUGAUCUGGUCGGAGGAUAACAUCGAUCCGGAGUGUUCGCUUGAGGUGUUGCUUGAAGCACUGAAAGCUGCCGAAACGAUUCCGGUAGUGCUGGACCGCAAUCUGCAGGUGUUGCUACCGUCACAGGUAAAGCGUAACAAUCUGCCGCCAGAUUUCUUCCGAAUAUCGGCGGAAGAAAUCAAGCGCGAGCAGCAGCUGCGCACCGAAGCGAUCGAACAGGCGCAAAUUCUCAAAACGAAAGCGAUGCGCGAACGGGAGGAGCUACGCACGAUUAAUCGUUACAAGUUUUCGCUGAUCCGUGUGCGAUUUCCGAACGGUGUGUACCUGCAGGGUACGUUCAACGUGUACGAAAAGUUUGGCCAGGUGUGGGAAUUCGUCCAGUCGUGUUUGAUGCACGAAUCGGCUGAGUUUGCCCUGCUUUUGCCCGGUGGACAGAAAUUCGACGAGCGAGAAGAUUUGGAUAAGUCGCUGUACGAUUUACGACUCGUUCCAACGGUCGUGUUUAAUUUUAUGUACGAAAACGAAUCCAAGAAUCUGACCGACUUUCUAAAGGAAGAGUUGAUGCUGCUGAUUCAAUCGUUUUAAUAAAGUAUUUCGAAUCCCCUCCGGUCACAAGUAAACAAAUCAGUGUACAGACCGAUCCGGCUCCGUUUUGAACCUACAAUGUGUUGCACGAUGUUAAAUUAUAUAUUUUUAUUCGUAACAUUAUACUAACUUAAAGGCAGCGUGUAAAAAAAAAACAUGUAAGGUGUGAAUAAUUGUGAUCAGUGAAGUAUAAUAUUGCAAUAAAGCGAUGAAGUACC
This is a messenger RNA of Anopheles moucheti, 1774 nucleotides long. RefSeq names its product UBX domain-containing protein 6 (gene Gint3). The record is from RefSeq and is a predicted model, not a curated record. The transcript has 2 exons. Gene Ontology annotation, molecular function: protein binding. Lineage: Eukaryota; Metazoa; Arthropoda; Insecta; Diptera; Culicidae. Gene Ontology annotation, cellular component: cytoplasm. Bases 243 to 1556 code for a protein of 437 amino acids.